AUGGAGAGCCUGAGCAUCAUCCAGAAGCAAAAGGCAACAGAGAGGCACCACAGAGCCGAAGUCAUGAUUGCAGGAGAGCAGCUGAGGCUUCGACUCCAUGAUGGCAAGCUGAUCAAGGAUAGACGUUACCAUCUUCGCACCUAUCCCAAUUGCUUUGUGGCCAAGGAGCUCACCGAUUGGUUGAUCGACCAUAAAGAAGCACCCGAUCGAGAAACGGGCAUCCGUCUGAUGCAGAAACUAAUGGAUCAUUAUAUUAUCCAUCAUGUCUGCGACGAACAUUUCGACUACAAGGAUGCUAAGCUGCUCUAUCGCUUCCGUAAGGAUGACGGGACCUUCCCCCUCAACAAGGACGUGAAGGUGUUCAUGAGAGGACAGAGCCUCUAUGAGACGCUGAUUAGCAUGGAGGACUCGAUCCUGAAGGCAAGAGAGGAGAACUCAGUGAAGUACCAAAGAACCUUCCUGGGCUGCGAAAUGGUUGACUGGCUGAUCCAGGAAGGAGAGACGGCAAACCGCAAAGAGGCAGUCGAGCUUUGCCAAACCUUACUUGAGCACGGGAUUAUCCAGCAUGUCUCCAGCCAACAUUAUUUCUACGAUGAGAAACUCCUUUAUCAGUUCCGCAUCAACUUUCGCCGGAGAAGGCGUCUCACGGAGCUGCUGAACGAACACUCGCCCCGGGCUCUUUCGGACAGUCCGGACAGCCCCUUCUGUCUCCGCAAGCUGAAUCCGGAGCAGAACAGUUCGAGCUUCUUGUCAGUCCAGCCCAAUAAGGAAAUCAAGACAGUCUCAGCUGUUCGACGAAGUAGUGUUACCUCGCUUGCCGGAGGAUCCAGUUCCUAUUUCAAUAUCUCGCCAAGCUUGGGGUUCCUGCCCACUGUUGAAUGCAACCCCAAAUCUGUGUUAAAGAGGCCCGUCACGAAUGAGGAGCUUCUGACCCCAGGGGCGCCGUAUAUCAAGAAAACGCUCACAAUUGUAGGAGAUGCAGUUGGUUGGGGAUUCGUGGUCCGUGGAGGUCAGCCAUGCCACAUCCAGGCUGUGGACCCAGGCGGGCCAGCUGCUGCUGCUGGCAUGAAGGUAUGCCAGUUUGUGUAUUCUGUGAACGGGAUAUAUGUUUUACACUUGGACUACCAGACCAUCAGUAGCCUUAUUAUGACAGGACCGCGAACUCUUGUGCUGGAAAUUAUGGAAGCUGUUGAAUGA
Eublepharis macularius is the source of this 1197-nucleotide messenger RNA. Its product is annotated as DEP domain-containing mTOR-interacting protein-like. The record is from RefSeq and is a predicted model, not a curated record. The transcript is spliced from 9 exons. Gene Ontology annotation, biological process: intracellular signal transduction. Bases 1 to 1197 code for a protein of 398 amino acids. Gene Ontology annotation, molecular function: protein binding. Lineage: Eukaryota; Metazoa; Chordata; Lepidosauria; Squamata; Eublepharidae.